Colletotrichum abscissum is the source of this 621-nucleotide messenger RNA. RefSeq lists its product as uncharacterized. The transcript is spliced from 3 exons. The annotation marks the transcript as partial. The record is from RefSeq and is a predicted model, not a curated record. NCBI's taxonomy places the organism in Eukaryota, Fungi, Ascomycota, Sordariomycetes, Glomerellales, Glomerellaceae.
AUUCCGCUUGCAACAUUCCUUUCCCCGCCCAAUCUCUCUCCCUUUAUUGAGGAAUGCCAGCCCUUCAACUUUGGCAUCAUCAACAUCUGCGUCCCGGCUCUAGCGAUUGAAGUCCAGCCGACCGGAGCCAACAAGAGCGUCCAGCAUCGACACGAUCAGCCUCGCUCCUCGUCCGGUAUUCCCGAGCCCGAGAGAGUAGGACAAACUCCGCCGGCAAUAAAGCUCGAAACCAAGGGCCGGACCCAGGAAAUCCCGCCCGACGGCAGCCGGUCUCCCCUUCCGGCCUCCGGCGCCCGGUCGCCGCUGCCGCCCCGGACACCUCUCGGCCGGCCUCCUUCCCGGUCAUUACCAGACCUAAGUGCCGAUGUGCGGAAUGCUCUCUCAGCACCAAAGCACGACGAUGUCAACUACCGCCACAGCUUCUGGACCCGCUGCCGCUGCUGCCGUCGUUCACGGAGCGCCAUCGACCUGCUCCGUAGAGUGGUUCUCGUGCCGCUAGCCGACUUAUUCUGGUUCCUCGAGGAAGCAGCUGAGUCUGUGCCGCCCGUCAUCCCAGCGCUCAUCUCUUGCAUAUUUCUGAUGGUGGCACUGCCGAUGCUGAUUGCGUGGGAUUUCCUCUGA